CUUAUAGUUUGUUGCUUCAAAUAAAUUGCUGUGACUGUGUGUGUUUCAUCGACUCACAUUGCUGGAAUUUUCGAUUCUUUGGUUUUCAGCCGUCUCUGAAAUCUUUCUGCAUAGUGGAAUACAUGGAAGGGUGAGCUUGAGAAUCCAAGGAUAAUCCAGAUGGUCAGAGGCGACGAGACCGAUUCGAGAGAUCCGGCGGGAGUAUGACCUCGACGACCGGACCUUCCCCUCCUCCCUUUGCCUCCGUCACCUCAGCAGUGAUUUCUUCAUCGGUAACGCACUACACCGCAGCAUCCAUGGUCAGCAGCAACUCAGUCAGUGGCGGUGUUGACGAUGAAGAACCGUGCAUCAAUGGCGGUAGUCCACCUUCCGUCAUUCCUCCGGACUUGCCGAUCCAGCAAAGAGUUUUGGCCCAUGCACCCUCAACAGCCCUCAUGUCGAUGCGAUCACCUCUUUGCGAAAUGGACGAUGAUGACGAUGAUGAUGGUCGGAAAGACAUGAUGAAAGGGGAUAGAUCUCCUGGCGAUGACUGUCAGUCAUCGUUGCCGAGUCAGUCCCGCAAUAAGCGAAAGAAUUUCAAGCCAAGAAAUAUUGUGUACCAUUACUCAGACUGCGAGUAUGAUGAAGAUAAUACUGAUGAAGAGGGUUUCAAUGAUCAGACUGAAUUUUACAGAUCCAGCCCAAACCGUCGUUCUCCUUCCUCCCCUACCCCAGCGAGGAGUUCUGAAAACGACAGAGGGAAUGGUGGUGAACAACCUUUGGAUUUGAGUAGUGACAGUGGACCAACUCGCUGGAAAAUAAACCUGAAGCAGAGAGAGGACAGUCCUUCUUCUCUUCAUAAUAGUGCGCGAAGUCCAGCUAACCUUUCUCGCUUCGAUUAUUGUGAAGAUGAUGAUGAUGGAGAUUACUCUCCAAUGGAAGAAGAUCGUGGCAGGACCCCGGUAAUGGACUUGUCAAGAAGUAGCGCUCGUGAUGGUACUGUUUCUGGGUCUAGUCCCAGUCAUUCCAGCACAGGACGUGCUGUUGAAUCUCCAAGUAGUCCACGUCUUCCGUGCCAUCAGAACUUUCCACCUACAAAACGAAUAGCUUACGAGCCCCACAUGACACCAACUGCUGAUGGAGCGGCCAUGAAGGAUUACGCCGAGAAUACCAUGAAGGAAUUAUUGGGCAUGUAUGGCUUAAACGACGGUCCAGAAGCAAUGACAAGUCACGUACCCAUUCAUAAUUAUUCUUCAGGUAAAAUUUUAGAUUCCAUGGCGCCUCAACAAUUAUCCUGCUUGGCAGCUUUAGGUGGCUAUCCAACAACAAGCAACACUUUACAACUCAUACAACAACAGGCAGCACAUGUGGAAGCCAUUCAUCAAGCCCGACUAGCUCAUCAGUUUUCUAAAGAACCUUCUAAUCAUUUUGUAGAAAAUCCUUGGCCUCCCACAUCUGAACAAAAUAAUAUUUCAGCUGUAUCUCAUCAAAUACAAAGCUCCAAUGUAAAUAUGUUUGAAUCCCUUCGGGCCAAAAUGUUGAAUAAUGUUCCCAGAUUGACAUCCAUGCCUUCAAAUAGUGUUAUCCCUAACCCACAGGUGAUGUUGCCUCAAAAUGUAGCUACUAUAUUUACCAUUGCUGCUCUUGGCUCAAAAUUUCCUUCUCAACAGCUUACUUCGGAUCAUAUGCCGGCACUUCCGAGUAGUUCAAUGUCUUCAGAUUCAACACAUUUCUCAACAUCUGGUAUAGGAUCCGUAACAUCCACUCCAUCUCCUGUUGUGUCUUCAUCUCAUCAUAAUAGUUCUAUAUCAACAUCAUACAAAGUUGAACAGCAACAAAAGCUAGGUCCUAUUGAUUACACACGAUAUGUAAAAAGGUUUUCUAGUGCUACAGAAUGUGGAAGUAAUUAUUGUAAAGACCUGAAUUACCGAGAACAUUUUCACUGUCUGGACUGUAAUUCUCGAGUAUUUGUAAAGAAGGAAGAAAUGAUCAGACACUUUAAGUGGCACAAAAAAAGAGAUGACUCUUUACAGCAUGGCUUCAUGCGGUAUAGUCCAAUGGAUGAUUGCUCGGACAGAUUUAGAAGCUGUACCCAUAAUGGAAAGCAAACUCAUUAUCAUUGCUUAAAAGAAAGUUGUGACAAAGUUUAUAUAAGUACAUCAGAUGUUCAGAUGCAUGCAAAUUAUCACAGAAAAGAUACAGCUAUCAUUCAAGAAGGUUUCAGGCGCUUCCGUGCCACAGAAAACUGUGCCACUGUAUCGUGUUUAUUCUUUGGCCAAAGAACUACUCAUUUUCAUUGUAGGAGAUCAGGAUGCAGCUUCACAUUCAAAAAUAAAGCAGAUAUGGAGAAACAUAAAACUUAUCAUAUCAAAGAUGAGCAGCUUAAUAAAGAUGGUUUUAAGAAAUUCAUGAAGCAUGAGCACUGUACUUUUGAAAACUGCCGUUUUUCUCGUGUCUGCAAUCAUAUCCAUUGCAUACGACCAGGUUGCACAUAUGUUCUGCACUCUAGUGGACAACUUUAUUCUCAUAAAAGAAAACAUGAAAGGAAAGAUACAGAACUUGCCUACAGAAAAUUUAAAUUAGCCCAAAGCAUGAUGAAAACAUUAUCAGAGACUGGUAGCAUCCCACAGUCAUUUUUCCCGGAGCCGCCUUCAUCUGGGGAAUCAUCUUCAAGUCCAGCACCUGGUUCAAUGCCCAUGACCUCAAUAUCAUCAUCCGGUCAGAUAAAUUGUUUCAAUUCAGAUGAUGGAUCUUCAUCGAACUGUUACUCCAUUAAGACAGAAAAAAAGGAUUGUAUAUACAGUAUGGCAGACAUGAAUAAUUUACCAACCCAUAACUAUAGCUCUCCAAAUGAAAAUCUUAAUGCAUCUGUUAUAAAUAAUGAAAAUAUUAGUGUUGCUGAAGAUAGUCUUGCUAUAGAUCUUAGUGUUGAACACCUUAAAGAUUCUGAUGAUCUGUGGAAAGUUUAUUUAACGUGGUAUAGUGCAAAUGAUGCUUGUGAGCAACAGUGUGAAUUUUUGCAUAAGGAUCAUUAUCACUGCUCAACAGAUAACUGCAGCAUGACAUUCAGAGCAAAAGAUAUUAUAGGUGUUAGAGAACAUGCUUGCAAUCAUGAAUACCAGGAACAAGUUACCAAAUCAUUCUACACAGUAGUUGAAAUUGAUCAAAAUGGUGCUUGUCCACCUGGCUGUCACUUUAAAGCCAAAGAAAAACACUACCAUUGCAAAUGGGAAAACUGUCAGGAAGUCAUCAGUAGUGAUGACAAUCCUUUUAGAAGGCUUGAUCAUUAUAAAAUUCACAAAUACUCCCGUAAACUGAGUGCUCCUAAAGAACAUGUACCAAGUUCAAGUGGAGUAGCUUCUGCCAUGGACAGUAUGUUUAGGAGGAAAAGAGGUCGACCUCCAAAAAAUCGUCUAAUAGAGUUUCCUAUGGGCUCUUCUCAGCUACCUCAAGCAAUAUAUACAAGUUUCAAGCUUCCUAAACCAACUGAAAUCUCCCAUCAUAAUUUUCCUGCAUCAUUUGGUCCCUUUACAUCUGCUUACAAUGCAAUGUCAUCACUCUUACCACCUCCACCGGUUACCAUGAUAUCUUCUUCACCUACACUACCCCAACUUAUUCCUGUCACAAGUUUGGGACAAUGCAUUUUUCCAGCACCAAAUAUGUUAGAUAUUCCUGCCCCUCCACACUUAGAAAAACAGGAAACUAAUUCAACUUUAUCGCCCCCAGCACAUCAAGAUGAUCCUGAAGAAGAAAAAUCUGAGGUUAAAGAAGGCUUUUAUAUAUUUCAUGAAAAUUCACCAUGCCCUGAUAAAUUAUGUACAUUUUAUGGUCAACAUCAUUUUCAUUGUAUGCAGCCUAGGUGUUAUUAUAUUACUGAUAGGGAUGACAUUCUAUUACUUCAUUCUAAAGAUUUCCAUGAUAAUAUUGAUAUAAUGGAUGGAUUUGUUUUCUUUGAUCGAAGUGUUGAUUGUCGACUGCAAGGUUGUCACAGUAAUAAAAUCAAUCGACAUUUCCAUUGCAUUCGUAAUAAUUGCAAUUACUCAUUUGUGCGUUAUAGCACAAUGACCCUCCACGAACAAAAGCAUAAGGAGCAAGAAAGUAGUAACAAUAGUACUCCUCCUUCACCGAAGAAAAAACUUUUCACACCCAUUAAAGAAGAAGUGCAAGACCCGUUUAUGUUUGAAGGAUGCCCGUCUGUCAUCAAAUCAGUUUCUUCUGAAACAUCUCCUGUGCAAAAAGCAACUGUCGUUAAGGCUACCGGCACUUUUUACCCACUCUCUGCAUUUUCUACAAAUCAAAAUUCAUCCCAUUCUACUUCAAAUGCUUUAAAUUCACUUUCUGGGCAUCAGCACUAUUCCAAGCAGUGUGAGGAAAAAAAUAGCAAUGAUGUGAAUACUAUUAAAACUGAAAGUUCAUAUUAUCAGAACUCCGAAACUGUUGAACAACCUUUAAGUAAACUUCUUCUUCAACCUGGGCCGAAUUAUCGAAAUAGCUUUCAAGGUUCUGAGAAACAUAUUUUGUAUAGCCCACAACAGAGCUGUGGGAGACCAUUUUGCAAAUUAAAGAAGCGGGAUCACUUUCACUGUAACGUCUGCAAUCAAGCCUUCUCUGGUUUUUCUCAUCUUCAACCUCAUGUCAUCAAACAUCCUGGCGCGCCAGAUCCAAUUCCAGUUUAUCCUCCUGGUUACAUUAAAAUGUCCAAUUCUUCGCCAAGUCCUGAUGAAGAUGAAAUGGACAUAGAUGAUAGUGAUAGUGAAGACCAUUCUCCAGUCAAUGGUCCUCCACAUACUGGAUCAGAUGAACCCAAGAGUUCUCCAAAUGAACAACAGGUUUCUUCUUCUCAUCAGCUAUUUAGCUGGCACUCUGUGUCUUCAAGCAGUUCUUCAUUUCAACCUUCAAUGAAGUGCAGUAUUGGUGUUAGCAGUACAAACCAAAUUCCUUCCAGCAGUGAUGGCUUUUAUGGUUCUGGACAGUUUGAUUAUGGAAAUGUAGUGGAUGGAAUUGACAAUGGAAAUAAACCUGUUGAUAUGAAAAGGCAGUUUCCUUUAAAACUAGAAGAAAAUAGUGAAGUAAAAAAAAUGAAAAUGGCUGCCUUAAGAAUCUUAAAAGAUGAACCUGUACCUGAAGGAUAUUCUAGAUGUCGCUUUAAUGAAGAUUGUGGGUAUACACACUGUGGUUAUCGUGAACACCAAACUCAUUUUCACUGUAUGAGGAAAGAUUGUGGUUAUAGCUUUUGUGACAAAACAAGGUUUGUUCAACAUACUGCUCGACAUGAACGACUUGACACAUUAAUGGGUGGUGAUUUUCAACAGUAUCGUGCUAAUGUGAAUUGUGGCAGACCUGAGUGUAUGUAUGCUAAUACUUUAGGUGCUAUGGCAAACAAAUCAUCUCAUUUUCAUUGCCUAAAGUGUGACUUUGUGUGUACAGAUACAAAUAAAGUAGUUGCGCAUCGGAGACAGCAUGCGAAAAUGGACAGUAUUUAUGCAGCAGGAUUUGAAAAGUACACUCCAUCACAAAGCUGUAAUAUAAGUAAUUGUAAUCAUAAUCAAAAACAGACUCAUUAUCAUUGUCUUAAAUGUCAACAUGCAGUUUUAGGCCUUUCUCAAAUGUCUUCCCACAAAUAUCGCCAUAUGGAUUAAAAAAUGGUGCUCUUAUACACAAUAACUGUGCCAACUUUUGAAAACAUUGGUAUAUGUUGGCAUUAAUACAAUCAAAAUUGUCUUAGUGUUUUUUUUCUUUUACACAAAAUAUUUAUUGUUUUGUCUCUUUUUGUCUUAGUGAUAGUUUAUGAUGAUGUCAAACAUCAAUGUGAUAAUCUAGCCGGUGCAGAGCACUUUAAUCAUGUGCCUUCUGAAAUGUUUGAAACCUACAAGCCAUGUGAAAAAAAGAAAAAAAGUUGGGAAAAAAAGAUAAUUUCUUAUAUUGUAUUAAAAAAUAAGGAUACAGAAAGAUAAUUAUAUUUUCGAAAAGCAACACUUGUCCAGAAAAUAGAAAGUUUCGAUUUUUUGUUAAAAAUUGCAAUGGCUUGCUCAUUCACAGUUGGGGACUAUUGUGACUUUACAUUGAAAAUAUGUUUAUAAGCGUUAUAUGUGUUAAAUGAAGGAAUGGGAUAUGAAUAUAAUUAAGGGUCCAAUAAUGAAAGAUCCUAAUGUCUAUACUCUAGCAUUCCUUCUGGAACAAGUAGUGUGGUGCAAUAUUUCAAUAUAGUGCCAAAUGUUUUCCUCUUUUUUUUUCUUUUCUUUUUUUUUUUAUAAAUUAUGUAUCAACAGCUAUUAGUUUUUAGUGAUAUUAUGUGUUAAAUUUAUGUAACUAUUCUCCGCAAUUAAUUUUCACUCAUAAUCUGUAUGUUGAAAUUUUCCAUUUGUGAUACAGUCAAAUUCUUAUGUAUGAAUGUGUUAAAAGCUCUAAAACGAAUAUGAAAAACAAUCUCCACUCUAUAGAUUUCCUACUAUACAAAAGAAAAAGAAAUCAUUUUUAUUGAAAUGUUGUAUUCUUACCCAUAUUUUUUCUUACAACCCAUUUUCUUUCUAAAUGAAAGUAUUAUGAAUCGUAAAAUUUUGCUAAUAUUGUAUAAUGUUUGCUAAAAUUCAUGUAUUUUUGUUUUUGUAGUUCUUAAUGUAAAACUUAUGUGUAAAGAUUUUUUUCCGCCUCGAAUUUAUAACGUACCAGGUCAAAUACAGCAUUCUGUUUUAAAAUCAUGAGAAGUUUAAAACAAAAAAGUCAAUAUUUUUUUAAUAAUUAUUUUAAAUACUUCUUUAGAAGCUAUGAAGUUCUUUGUAUUUCUUUUUUUAUGAUCCUUCUUAAAUGUCCUAGCUGUCUAGAUUUUUACUUAUGCAACUCCUGUGUGAGGAAAUUAAUUGAACUAGUGCUGUGUUCAGUUAAAAUUUUGAGUUUCAAGUUAUGUUAAAAUUGCAGUGAAAUCCCAUUACAACGAACUUCAAUGGAUCAUAAAUUUUAUUCGUUGUUUCAGGAAUUUUGUUGUAGUGGAAUCCAAGCAAUGUAAUUGGCAGUUAAAUUAGGACUGAAAAUUUAUUUUGUUGAAAUGGAUUAUUCACUGUAUUGGUAUUCGUUGUAACAAGAUUUCACUGUAAAUGUUUUGCAUUUUCUAAAAAGUGUCAGUGUUGAGAUAAAUAAAAAUACUUUUCAGUAAACAGUAUUGAUUCAUACCUUUUUAGGUGCAUGUUGGAUGCUUUCAUUGUUUUGCAGCAAAUUUUAGUAGAAUUUUUAUUUUUGUUUUCUGCCAAAUUGUGAUAUUUUUAGAACCAUAUUUUAAUUUUUUGAACUCCAUUUCUUGAUUUUUACAUUGAUCUCUUCCGUGAUUAAAAUUUAUAAUAGAGGUAAAAUUUAUGAAAAGCCUAUAUUUCUUCUAUGAUGCUUGGUUUAAGUGAAAUCAAGCUUUGCAUAUAAAAUCAAUUUUGUAAAUUGCUUUUAACUUAGAACUUCGUUCAUGUUAUAAAAUUUCUUUAUUAAAGUCAUGAAUAUUUUCUCCCUUAAACGAGUUUUUUUUUUAAACUACUUUUUGUUUGGACUAGCUUCCUAUUCGAUCUUCUUUUCCAUUUAUUGUUAGUUACGUAAGCGUUGCCUGUUAGUGUUAGGCAUUUAUAUUUGUGUGAGAUUUUUGUUGAAAAUAUUCUUAUAUUUAUUAUGAUUGUGUCUGUAAGCUGUUUCAUUUUAAGUUCUUUUAGUAUAAAAGUUUGUAUUAUAGUCUUAGGUUAUAAAACAUUUUUUUUUAUUUUACUGUACAACAUGUUUAGGCAUGCCAUAUUUAUAGGAACAUUGUUAGUUGUCAGUUCCGUCUUCCAGUUUGUGUAUCAACAGACGAUGAGCAACGUUAGACCAUUGUUGUAUGCAAUGUAAUUUUGCAAAACAUGGUAAAAAUAUGUACAGUAUGACAAUUUUUAAUGUAAAGACAUUAUGUUGUAAUGACCUUUCUUUUUGAAAUGCCUAAAGUAAUAUUGAAGAAUAUUCGCCAUACAUGAAGUAAUUGUCUAAAUAUUAAUGUUGAUCUUACAGCUUACAUAUAUUUUCAAAACAGUUUUUUUCCCUUCACAUAAAUUAUUUCAUAAGUAGUUCUAUACAUACCAGCUUUUUUUUUAUAAAUAUUUAAGAAUUUCUGUAUCAAUUAUUGCUUGGUGUAUUCUGGAAAUAUUUAUGGCACUGGUUGUCAAAUGUACUGAUGAAAUAAUGUUGCAGUGACCUAUUUUUGUAUAUACAAUAGUUUUAGUGGAGAAAGAUUUAGUGCCUUUGAUCCACUGCUGACCCACAUUUGAUGUUGUCAUACUUUUGUUGUAUACUCUUGUAUGUCCUCCAAGAUUGAACAUGAAUGAUGUAAAAUAAAGUAAUCUUCAAAUGUAGAUGUCUUUUGCUAAAUUGCUCAUUUUUUAAAAACUGUUCAUCAUAUUUAACUUUUAAAAUUGAUGUAAUUGACUUUUUAAAAAUUGUUUGAAUGAAUUCUGAGAGAAAAUUGCUUUAAUUUUAGCACAUUAGUGAUCAA
Messenger RNA from Uloborus diversus, 8473 nucleotides. RefSeq lists its product as uncharacterized. Gene Ontology annotation, biological process: regulation of neuron differentiation; positive regulation of transcription by RNA polymerase II. The record is from RefSeq and is a predicted model, not a curated record. Lineage: Eukaryota; Metazoa; Arthropoda; Arachnida; Araneae; Uloboridae. The coding region runs from base 204 to 5618 and encodes 1804 amino acids. Gene Ontology annotation, cellular component: nucleus. Gene Ontology annotation, molecular function: RNA polymerase II transcription regulatory region sequence-specific DNA binding; DNA-binding transcription factor activity, RNA polymerase II-specific. The transcript has 17 exons.